Messenger RNA from Branchiostoma floridae (Florida lancelet), 1202 nucleotides. RefSeq lists its product as uncharacterized. The transcript has 3 exons. Lineage: Eukaryota; Metazoa; Chordata; Leptocardii; Amphioxiformes; Branchiostomatidae. The record is from RefSeq and is a predicted model, not a curated record. Bases 138 to 1163 code for a protein of 341 amino acids.
UAUAAGUCCGAGUUGCAAAUUAAGCAUUAGCUGCAAAUAGAAGAAAAACUAGCGAACUAAUAACUUCAUCAUUGGCGUUUGUGUUCGCAACCCUGGCUUAGUUUUUUUGGACGGAUUCUAAAUGCCACAAAAAAUUUAUGUUAUCGUCAAAUUUCGUUUCUUUCGCUCAUGACUUCCUUCUCUCUUUUCAGCCCUUGCGGUGCAAUGCUGAGGAACUUCUGGUGAUUCCAUUUUCCCAGCUAGCAGAUGUCGCUACUGAAGUUGCCAAAGACGUUGAACAUGUCACAACUGUUUUCAUUCACCAUACAAUGCGCUGCGGGUCUACACUGCUCGUCAAAGCUCUGCAAGCGAGUGGUGAGAUGCACACGAUUUCUGAAUCCGACGUGUUCACCAGUUUUUCACGUUUUGCCCUACAAAAGGACACGUCUGAGGAUGAUAAGGAGAUGCUCUUAGACGUCAUCAAACACACCAACACCCUUUUCAACUACACCCUGUUACAGAACGAUCCUUCCAAAACAAUUACCUGUUACAAAAUGCGUGGUCAGGUUGGCCCCAUUGCGGAUGUGUUGCAAACUGCAUUGCCAGAAGUUAAGAACAUCUUCCUGUAUCGAGACGUUGCCGGAUUCGUAGAUUCUAACAAUCAUCUCAUGGCAGAGGGCCGCUUUUGGAAGUACUGGCUUCAAACUGCUCUGAAACGUGAUGUCAAGUAUGUUGAGAACAUAUCUGACAUAGUGUUCCCAGAUCCACGGAAUGACCCUGUGUUUACAUCUAUUCCCGUUACCCAUGGUACUGUUUGGUUCUUUACAUGUAUUUGGCUUAUGCUUAUGAAGAAAGCAAACGAUCUGACCAAAGAAGACCCACAUAGAUGCUUCCAUGCAAUUUUAAGAUACGAUGAGUUAUGUAUGUAUAAGGAGGACAUGAUUUUGAAAGUUCUGAAUAUUCUAGGAAUCGAGUGUCGAGAUAAGGAUGCCAAACAGAAAAUACGAGAGGUUUUCGGUGUGGACAGUCAGGAGGGCCACAGAUUAUCUAGUAGGGGGCCGAGUGGGGGAGGCAGCUGGGUGGGGGAUUGGGAGAUGGGCAUCGUUUUAAAAGUUAUUGAACAGACUAACAUGGAAAUCAACCAACCAGGAUUUGUACUCAACGGAACUCUCACCCAAAUCUGAAAAGUUCCAUAAAGCUACAUGAAAGUUACAUGAUAUAAA